This is a messenger RNA of Phyllopteryx taeniolatus (common seadragon), 3471 nucleotides long. Its product is annotated as G-protein coupled receptor family C group 6 member A-like. Gene Ontology annotation, molecular function: G protein-coupled receptor activity. Bases 102 to 2651 code for a protein of 849 amino acids. The transcript has 6 exons. Gene Ontology annotation, cellular component: membrane. Lineage: Eukaryota; Metazoa; Chordata; Actinopteri; Syngnathiformes; Syngnathidae. Gene Ontology annotation, biological process: G protein-coupled receptor signaling pathway. The record is from RefSeq and is a predicted model, not a curated record.
CCCAUGAGAGGAAGUUGCUAUAUAAGGCCUUUUGUCCUGGAAUCUGUUCAUACGUUGGAGAGGGAAGCUCGUGUAAAGCCGCAUGACCUUUAGCCACAAUAAUGUUCUUCUUCAGUGCGGUUGUGAGCAUAAUGGCUGUGCUCAGUUCAGAAGAGAGCAAUGCAUUGCUCAAUGCAUACCUCCCAGGAGACAUCAUUAUCGGAGGCCUUUUCCCAAUUCACCUACAAACGAACAGAAGCACAAUACCUGGACCGGUCUCGUGCAGCCACUAUAGCUACCAAAUGUUUCUACAAUCUCAAGUGAUGAUAUAUGCUAUUCGAGACGUCAACCAACGCACACCGAGGCUUCUCCCUAACAUCACGUUGGGCUACAGCAUCUACGACACGUGCGGCGAUGUCACCUUCGCCACCAAGGCCACUCUCGAGCUUGCGAGCGACUGGCCGGACCCUCAAAGAUGUUUACUUCCCCCAAAUGCUCGGUUUGUGCAGCCUCAAGUGAUGGCAGUGAUUGGCGAGAGGUUCUCGGAGGUCUCAAUCGCAGUGUCGCGGAUUGUUGCCCUGUCGUCGCUUGCCCAGAUUAGCUACGCAUCAACCAGCGGGCUGCUCAGUAGGAAGUUAAAGUUCCCCACUUUUCUGCGAACAAUAUCGAGUGAUGAAUAUCAGACAAAGGCCAUUGCUGAGCUGGUGAAGCAGUUCAACUGGAAAACGGUGGCCAUCAUAGGAAGUGACGAUGAGUACGGGAAGUACGGCAGUGACCGCCUCUCACAAAAUUUCAGAAAGAUAAAGGACAUCUGCAUCGAAUUCGUUGACAUCCUGCCUGGUUACUUUUCCAAGAACAAUUCCAAAACCCACGAGAGGCUUGCGGGCCUUGUGCGCAAUGUCAAUAAAUCCACAGCUGAGGCCAUUGUGAUUUUCACCAAGGGUUCCAAUGUUGAUAUCAUAAUGGAGGCCGCUAUUAAAUACAAACUGAACAGAACUUGGAUCGCAAGCGAUUCCUGGUCCACCUCGACGACACUAGCUACUCUGCCUGGCAUUGAGAUGGCCGGGCAGGUAUUUGGAUUCAACUCCAACAGGAACGCAGUGCCCGGAUUUAAAGAUUAUAUUAUGUCCGUGUUCAACGGAACAACGAACGCCAUCCUCGAUUAUCACCGGACUCACUAUCCGUUUUGUUCCAAUUGGUCAGGAGAAGACAGCGGUGCCGAUUGCAUAUUAGCAAAUAGCAUAAAGGUGACAGGUCAAUGUGUGGACAUAAAAUGUCUGGCCAAUCAUAUGGAUGAGGAUGAAACGUAUAACAUCUACUUAGCUGUACAAGUCAUCGUUGAGGGGAUCAGACGCUUGCUGCAAUGUGACCAUCAAAAGUGUGACCGCCAUGCUGACUUCACAGCCCUGGAGCUUCUCAUGGAAAUCAAGAAGGUCAACUUCACUGUGGGCAAGACCCAUUUAUUUUUUGAUAGUUGUGGCGACCCCAGCUUAGGAUAUGACAUUUUAUAUUGGGACACAGCAGCCAAGACACUACAUGAACACAUCCAAAUAAUUGGAGGAUACUGGCCAAAUGGAAAUAUAGCAGUCCCUCACGACAUGGUGCUAAAAAUGCAGAGUGUGACGUUGACGGCUUACAAUUGCUCAAAGACCUGCAAACCUGGACACGAGUUAAAGAAGCAGAAUGUACACUUGCAGUGCUGCAAUGAUUGUGUUCCAUGUGCUGAGGGAGAAUAUUCCACCGGACAAGGCACAGAGUGUAAACGCUGCAGAGACAAUGAGUAUUCAUCUCCACAGAGGAAUGAAUGUUUGGAGAAAAAAAUCGACUUCCUGGGCUGGUCAGAUCCCUUCAUUAUCAUGUUAGCUUUUUUGGAAGCCUUGGGAAUUAUUCUAACACUUGUGUUCGCAGCCUUGUUCGCCAUCCAUCGCGGCACUCCCAUUGUGAAGGCCGUGGGAGGCUCCUUGUGCUUUUUGGAGCUCUUUUCUUUGCUGACAUGCUUCUGCCUCACAUUUAGCUUUCCGGGGAAGCCGAGUGCGCUCUCCUGCAUGAUUGGCAUGCCACUCUUUGGAAUCGCCUUUUCUCUCUGCAUCUCCUGUAUUCUAGCAAACCUGCUGCAAAUUUUAGUGGGUUUUAUGUUUGACUUGAAGACAAAGUCUUGGCUAAACAAGGUCAACCGGCCAGUGGCCGUCGUGGCCGUGGUAUCCGGGAUCCAGCUGGCUCUGUGUGUGCCGUGGCUCUGCCUUUACCCUCCAUCGCCAACAUGCAAGAGUUUACAGAGUACCAUCCUGCUGCAGUGCCAUAAAGGCUCCAGUGAAUUCUUCAUAGCCAUGCUGGCCUACAAUGCACUCUUGGCCCUCAUUUGUUUCCUGUUUGCAUUCAAAGGGAAGCAGUUGCCAGAUUUGUAUAAAAAUGCAAGCUUAAUCACUGUUAGUAUGCUGCUGUAUCUGAUCAUUUGGAUCCUCUUUAUUCCCAUCUACAUCAAUUUGUUUGGGACAUACAAACAAGCCAUUGAGAGUGCCGCCAUUCUCAUUUCAAGCUACAGCAUCCUUUGCUGUCACUUGGCACCCAAGUGCUACAUUAUGGUGUUUAAGAAGGAAAUGAAUGAUGAGAAAGCCAUUGUUGAGUAUAUUAGAAAACAUUAUGAGGGGAAAGGGAUCUCUGUGGUUAAAUAAUCCUUCUCUCAACAUACACUGUAAGUCACUGCAUUCCUCCUUGCAUCCAUCCAUUUUCUGUACCGCUUAUCCUCACGAGGGUCGCGCUGGAGCCUAUCCGAGCGAUCGUCGGUACACCCUAAACUGGUCGCCAGCCAAUCGCAGGGCAUCCUCCUUGCAUAAGAACUAAUUGGAGCUUUUGCUUUUGUUUUUAGAUAACAUAUAGACAGUUAGGAUCCAUGUUAUGUUUAUGUCUGUAUGCAUUAUUAUUUUAAUCUAGUUUCACUGGGAAGACGUGGCGUUGCAAAGGAUUCUGUUUUUGUGUAAACAAAACGCCUUUCAUGCAAAAUGUAUGCUUGGAGCCCACACAAUGGUUGACUGGUUAGCACAUCUGCCUGCCAGUUCUGAGGACCCGGGUUCAAAUCUGGCCUCGUCUGUGUGAAAUAUGCAUGUUCCCCACGUACCUGCGUGGGUUUUCUCCGCUUCCUGCCCACAUCCCAUGGUCAAACUCAAAACUGCCCGUAGGUGUGAAUUUGAGCUCUGCGAUUGAUUGGCUGGCGACCAGUUCCAGUUGUACCCCACCUCUCGCCCAGGGUCAGGUAGGACAGGCCCCGCAUGCCCAUGACCUAGUGAUGGAAAAGGGGUACGGAAAAUGGAUGCAUGUAUCCUUACACACCGGUCUUUUACAUUUUUUUCAUGAUUGGAGUUUUUGUAUGAGCAUGAACCAUAUUCAAGAAAAAAUAAUGCAGUGCAUGUACACGGUGUUCAUUUGUUUACAUUUAAUCAUCUAUGAUUACUCUUUAGAUUUUGGGUGCAAAUGAAAUAAAAACGUGUUUACAGA